Chilo suppressalis (striped riceborer) is the source of this 4996-nucleotide messenger RNA. NCBI's taxonomy places the organism in Eukaryota, Metazoa, Arthropoda, Insecta, Lepidoptera, Crambidae. The record is from the annotation of a GenBank genome assembly.
UGCAGCGUCGCGUAUUCGAUACGAGAUCACGAGCGGGAACAUAGGCGGCGCGUUCGCCGUCAAGAACAUGACCGGCGCGAUUUAUGUCGCCGGUGCCCUCGACUACGAGACCAGAAAACGGUACGAACUGAAGUUGGCCGCGUCGGACAACUUGAAGGAGAACUACACGACGGUGGUGAUUCACGUGAAGGAUGUGAAUGACAACCCGCCAGUGUUCGAGCGGCCUACGUACCGCACUCAAAUCACCGAGGAGGACGACCGCAAUCUGCCCAAGCGCGUUCUUCAGGUGACGGCUACAGACGGGGACAAAGACAGACAGCAAAAUAUUGUUUAUUUCCUCACUGGACAGGGAAUAGACCCUGACAAUCCGGCAAACAGCAAAUUCGAUAUCAAUCGAACGACAGGAGAAAUUUUCGUUCUCAAACCUUUAGAUCGCGAUCAGCCAAAUGGAAGACCACAGUGGAGGUUUACUGUAUUUGCUCAAGAUGAAGGCGGGGAGGGUCUAGUCGGAUAUGCGGAUGUCCAAGUCAAUCUCAAAGACAUUAAUGAUAAUGCUCCUAUUUUCCCACAAGGCGUAUAUUUCGGUAACGUUACUGAAAACGGCACAGCUGGUAUGGUCGUCAUGACAAUGACCGCAAUAGAUUAUGACGAUCCGGCUGAAAGCAAUAAUGCAAAGCUUAUGUAUUCUAUUGAAAAGAAUGUUAUUGAGGAAGAAACUGGUUCACCUAUAUUUGAAAUUGAACCAGAAACAGGUGUGAUAAAGACAGCUGUGUGCUGCUUAGAUCGCGAGCGAACACCUGAUUACUCCAUACAGAUUGUAGCAUCUGACGGAGGAGGAUUGAAAGGGACUGGUACAGCGUCUAUAAGAGUUAAAGAUAUUAAUGAUAUGCCCCCUCAAUUCACGAAAGAUGAAUGGUUCACUGAAGUUGAUGAAACUGACGGAACAAAUUUACCAGAAAUGCCUAUUCUUACAGUAACAGUUCACGAUGAAGAUGAAACAAACAAAUUCCAAUACAAAGUAAUUGAGAACAGUGGUUAUGGUGCUGACAAAUUUACUAUGGUUCGAAACAACGAUGGUACAGGUUCACUUAAAAUAGUGCAACCCUUAGAUUAUGAAGACCAAUUACAAAGUAAUGGCUUCAGAUUUAGAAUACAAGUUAAUGAUAAGGGUGAAGAUAAUGAUAAUGACAAGUAUCAUGUAGCUUAUUCCUGGGUUGUAGUUAAAUUAAGAGAUAUAAAUGACAAUAAACCACAGUUUGAAAGAGCAAAUAUUGAAGUAUCUGUUUAUGAAAAUGCUGAAGUAGGCAAAAGUUUAGAGACUUUUAAAGCAACGGAUCCUGACCAAGGUGGGAAGAGUAAAGUUUCAUAUGCAAUUGAUAGAUCAUCAGAUAGAAAACGUCAAUUUUCGAUAAAUCAAGAAGGCACUGUUAGCAUACAAAGGUCUUUAGAUAGAGAAGAUACGCCUCGACAUCAAGUAAAAAUUUUGGCUAUAGACGACGGGGUACCUCCUAGAACAGCAACGGCUACACUCACAGUAAUAGUUCAAGAUAUCAAUGAUAAUGCCCCUACAUUCUUAAAAGACUAUAGACCUGUUUUGACUGAACAUAUUACACCUAAAAAAGUCGCUGAAAUAUUGGCUACUGAUGACGAUGAUAGGUCGAAGAGCAAUGGACCGCCUUUCCAGUUUAGAUUGGAUCCUGGAGCGGAUGAUAUAAUAAGAGCUUCCUUCAAAGUGGAGCAAGAUCAAAAGGGUGCUAACGGUGAUGGUAUGGCUAUUGUUUCGUCACUUAGAUCAUUUGAUAGAGAACAACAGAAAGAGUAUUUAAUUCCAAUAAUUAUAAAGGAUCACGGGAACCCUGCCAUGACGGGCACUAGUACACUUACCGUCGUUAUUGGUGAUGUAAAUGACAAUAAAAUGCAACCAGGUUCAAAAGAAAUUCUAAUCUAUAAUUACCAAGGUCAAGCUCCAGAUACGGAAAUUGGACGAGUUUAUGUCUAUGAUCUAGAUGAUUGGGAUCUUCCUGACAAGAAAUUUUUCUGGGAGAGUACGGAACAUCCAAAUUUUACUUUGAACGAAGAAACGGGCAUGAUACAAAUGAAACAUAAAACUAGAGAAGGUCGAUACCAUUUGAAAUUCAAAGUGUAUGACAGGAAACAUACACAAACGGAUGUGCCUGCUAAUGUGACCGUAUAUGUGAAAGAAAUAUCACAUGAGGCUAUUAUCAAUUCUGGUUCUAUACGAAUAUCGGGAAUAUCUGAUGAAGACUUUAUAAGAGUAUGGAAUUAUAAAACUCUAAGUGUAUCUAGAAGUAAAUUAGACAUAUUUAAAGAUAAAUUAGCAGAUUUGUUAAAUACUGAGCGAGAAAAUAUCGAUGUAUUUAGUGUACAGUUGAGAAAGAAACAUCCACCUGUAACAGAUAUAAGAUUUUCAGCACAUGGUGCUCAUUAUUACAAACCUAUUAGAUUAAAUGGUAUUGUUUUAAUGCACAGAGAGGAAAUAGAGGGAGCCGUUGGUAUAAAUAUCACUAUGGUGGGUAUCGAUGAAUGCUUAUAUGAGAAUCAAAUGUGCGAAGGAUCUUGCACUAAUGUACUUGAUAUUAGUAACCUACCCUACAUGGUUAAUGCAAACAAGACUGCGUUAGUUGGGGUACGCGUGGAUGUUAUUGCCGAAUGCACGUGUGGUGCUCGAAACUUUACUCAAGCUGAAACAUGCCGUAACUCCCCAUGCUAUAAUGGUGGUAGGUGUAUUGAAGGAAAAUACGGACUCACCUGUUCUUGUCCACCUGGAUAUACUGGACCAAGAUGUCAACAAACAUCAAGGAGUUUUAGAGGUACUGGUUGGGCAUGGUAUCCUGCUUUGGAAAUGUGCGACAAUUCUCAUUUAAGUUUUGAAUUUAUAACCCGAAAAUCUGAAGGUGUCCUUAUUUAUAAUGGGCCAAUAGUACCUCCAGAACCUGAAGAAAUAAUGGUGUCUGAUUUUAUAUCUAUAGAGCUGGAAAGGGGCAAUCCAAGACUUUUAAUAGAUUUUGGAUCAGGAACAUUAGAGUUGAGAGUCAAAACGAAAAAAUCCUUAGAUGACGGGGAAUGGCAUAGGAUAGACAUCUUUUGGGAUACGGAAAAUGUGAGGAUGAUCGUUGACUUCUGUAAAUCAGCGGACAUUCAAGAAAUGGAAGAUGGUACACCUCCAGAAUUUGACGAUACAACAUGUCAAGCUACUGGAACGAUUCCUCCUUUUAAUGAGUACCUAAAUGUAAAUGCUCCUUUACAAGUUGGUGGUCUAUACAUUGAACAUUUCGAUCCAACACAUUAUCACUGGCAAUACAUGCCAAUCGGUAAAGGAUUCGAUGGGUGUAUACGAAAUCUGGUUCACAACAGCAAAUUGUACGAUUUAGCACAUCCAGGGCUAUCGAGGAACUCUGUAGCAGGUUGUCCCCAAACCGAAGAAAUUUGUAAUCAAGCCGAUACCACUUCUAGAUGCUGGGAACAUGGAACCUGUGUUGGAAGCUUUUCUGAGGCACGAUGCCAAUGUCAGCCAGGGUGGACCGGUCCAUCGUGUAACUUGCCCACCACUCCUACAAGUUUCAGACCACAGAGCUACGUAAAAUUUGCUCUCAGCUUUGAACCAGAUCGAUUUAGCACCCAAAUUCAACUAAGAUUUAGAACACGAGAACCGCAUGGUGAACUGUUUAGAGUUAGUGAUCAGCACAAUCGCGAAUACGGCAUUUUGGAAGUUAAAGAUGCCCGGUUACAUUUCCGCUAUAAUCUGAACUCUUUACGUACUGAAGAAAGAGAUGUGUGGUUAAACUCUGUGGCAGUGGACGACGGCCAGUGGCAUAUAGCUCGAGUGAGUCGCUAUGGUAGUGCCGCAACGCUUGAGAUUGAUGGUGGCGAAGGAAGAAGAUACAAUGAAACGUUUACAUUCGAAGGACAUCAGUGGUUGUUAGUAGACAAACAAGAAGGUGUAUAUGCUGGUGGAAAGGCUGAAUACACUGGUGUUAGAACAUUUGAAGUCUACGCAGACUUCCAAAAAGGUUGUUUAGAUGAUAUACGAUUAGAAGGUAAACAUUUGCCGUUACCUCCUGCUAUGAAUGGAACACAAUGGGGCCAGGCGACGAUGGCUAGAAACUUAGACCGCAAUUGCCCAUCCAACAGCCCUUGCAUAAAUGUCCAUUGCACGGAACCCUUCGUUUGUGUGGAUCUGUGGAACGAAUACGAAUGCACGUGUCCCGCGGGCUCCGUCCGGGCUGGAGGCACUUGCGUCAACGUGAACGAGUGCUUGGAGAACCCGUGCCUGAACGGUGGCAACUGCAUCGACCGCGAGCCGGCGCGCCGCUACGACUGCGUGUGCGCGUUCGGAUACACCGGCCACGACUGUGAACUAGAGCUGCUGGCCUCUGGUGUCAUUACACCCUCCAGAGAUUUCAUUAUAGCUAUCAUAGUGUGUUUAUUUUUGCUUUUGGUUCUGGUGUUGGUCUUCGUGGUUUACAAUCGAAGACGAGAGGCUCACAUUAAGUACCCAGGACCUGAUGAUGAUGUCCGUGAGAAUAUCAUCAACUACGAUGACGAAGGCGGCGGUGAAGACGACAUGACAGCAUUUGACAUCACCCCACUGCAGAUUCCUAUUGGAGGACCGUUACCAGAUCAUGCACCCCCUAAACUACCAUAUCCACUUAUGGGCGUCGGAAUCGGCGUCGGCCCGAUGGGCGUCGGAGUGGGCGUGGCUCCGGGUGUAGGCGUGCCUCUACCAGGGGAGACCAACGUCGGGAUGUUCAUAGAGGAGCACAAGCGACGCGCGGACAGCGACCCCAACGCGCCGCCCUUUGACGACCUACGCAACUACGCGUACGAGGGAGGCGGCAGCACCGCUGGCUCGCUGUCGUCCCUUGCAUCUGGUACGGACGACGAGACACACGAGUACGACUACUUGGGCGCGUGGGGCCCCCGCUUCGACAAACUAGCAGACCUGUACGGUCCCGACCUGGACGAGCAACUGUAG